Molecule: messenger RNA, 1935 nt
Organism: Chaetomium globosum CBS 148.51
Lineage: Eukaryota; Fungi; Ascomycota; Sordariomycetes; Sordariales; Chaetomiaceae
Exons: 6
Coding region: 1-1935 (644 amino acids)
Biological process (GO): mitochondrial electron transport, succinate to ubiquinone; tricarboxylic acid cycle
Molecular function (GO): succinate dehydrogenase (quinone) activity; electron transfer activity; flavin adenine dinucleotide binding
Source: RefSeq, a predicted model, not a curated record
AUGGCUUGGAGACGCCUGGCCACGGCGCCGACGCUCUCGCGUGCUUCCAGAAACCCGGCCCGCGCGUUUUCCACAACACGGCCGGCUGCCCGGGUCUUCGGCAACGGGCCGCUCCGUGCGAAGGAGGCAUCACCGUUCCUCAGUAGCAAGUACCCGGUCAUCGACCAUGAGUACGACGCCCUCGUCGUCGGUGCCGGUGGCGCUGGUCUGCGUGCCGCCUUCGGUCUAGCCGAGGCUGGCUUCAACACUGCUUGUAUUUCCAAGCUCUUCCCCACAAGAAGUCAUACCGUCGCCGCUCAAGGUGGCAUCAACGCCGCGCUUGGGAACAUGCACGAGGACGACUGGAGAUGGCACAUGUACGAUACCGUCAAGGGUUCCGACUGGCUCGGUGACCAGGACGCCAUCCACUACAUGACCCGUGAGGCGCCCGCCUCCAUUAUCGAACUCGAACACUACGGCUGCCCCUUCUCCAGAACCGAGGAUGGCAAGAUCUACCAACGUGCGUUCGGUGGUCAGUCUCAAAAGUACGGGAAGGGUGGUCAAGCCUACCGCUGCUGCGCCGCCGCCGACCGUACCGGCCACGCUCUCCUUCACACCCUCUACGGCCAGUCGCUCAGGCACAACACCAACUACUUCAUCGAGUACUUCGCCAUCGACCUGAUCAUGCAGGACGGUGAGUGCCGUGGCGUCCUCGCCUAUAACCAGGAGGACGGCACGCUCCACCGCUUCCUCGCCAACAACACCGUCCUGGCCACUGGUGGAUACGGCCGCACCUACUUCAGCUGCACCUCGGCCCACACCUGCACUGGUGACGGCAUGGCUAUGGUCGCCCGCGCCGGUUUGCCCAACCAGGAUCUCGAGUUCGUCCAGUUCCACCCUACUGGUAUCUACGGCGCCGGUUGCCUGAUCACCGAGGGUGCCCGUGGUGAGGGUGGCUACCUCCUCAACUCGGAGGGUGAGCGUUUCAUGGAGAGGUAUGCGCCGACGGCCAAGGAUCUUGCCAGCCGUGACGUUGUCUCGCGGUCCAUGACCAUGGAAAUCCGUGACGGCCGCGGCGUUGGCGCCGAAAAGGAUCACAUCUUCCUCCAGCUGAGCCAUCUGCCCGCCGACAUUCUCGCUGAGCGCCUCCCCGGUAUCUCCGAGACUGCUGGUAUCUUUGCCGGCGUUGACGUCACCAAGCAGCCCAUCCCCGUCCUACCCACCGUCCACUACAACAUGGGCGGUAUCCCCACUCGCUACACUGGUGAGGUUAUCACUGUGGAUGAGAAGGGCAACGACCAGGUUGUCCCUGGUCUUUUUGCCUGCGGUGAGGCAGCCUGCGUCUCCGUCCACGGUGCUAACCGCUUGGGUGCCAACUCCCUGCUCGACUUGGUCGUCUUCGGCCGUGCCGUCUCGCACACCAUUCGCGACAACUUCACGCCUGGCGCCAAGCUGAAGCCCAUCGAAGCCGAUGCCGGUGCCGACUCGAUCGAGGUCCUCGACCAGGUCCGCACCGCCGACGGCCCCAAGAGCACCGCCGAGAUCCGCCUUGCCAUGCAGAAGACCAUGCAGAGGGAAGUCAGCGUCUUCCGCACCCAGGAGAGCUUAGACGAGGGUGUCAAGCAGAUCACCGAGAUCGACCAGAUGUUCUCGCAGGUCGGCACCAAGGACCGCAGCAUGAUCUGGAACUCGGACCUUGUCGAGACUCUUGAGCUUCGCAACCUGCUCACUUGCGCUACCCAGACUGCCACUGCCGCUGCCAACCGGAAGGAGUCGCGUGGUGCCCACGCCCGCGAGGACUACCCCGACCGUGACGACAAGAACUGGAUGAAACACACGCUCAGCUGGCAGAAGAAGCCGCACGGCAAGGUCGACCUUUCGUAUCGGCGCGUCAUCGGCACCACCCUCGACGAGAACGAGUGCAAGCCCGUGCCGCCCAUGAAGCGUGUCUACUAA